Paramecium sonneborni is the source of this 1293-nucleotide messenger RNA. Lineage: Eukaryota; Ciliophora; Oligohymenophorea; Peniculida; Parameciidae. The record is from the annotation of a GenBank genome assembly.
AUUAUGGGGCUUAUUGAGAAAAUCAAAGAAAUAGAAGAUGAAAUGGCCAGAACUUAAAAGAAUAAGGCAACUGAGUAUCAUAUGGGUUAAUUAAAGGCCAAAUUGGCCAAAUAUCGAACUCAAUUAUUAGAGCCACCAAAAUCUGGUCCUAAAGGUGAAGGAUUUGAAGUUUAAAAGUUUGGAAAUGCAAGAGUUUGUAUGAUAGGAUUCCCAUCUGUUGGAAAGGUAUAUACACAUUACCUAUAUUCAAAAGUCCACAAUUCUAUCAACUUUAACAAAAACAUAAUCUCUAGUAGCUGCAUAUGAAUUCACAACAUUAACAUGCAUUCCUGGAGUGAUUGAUUAUAAAGAUGCUAAGAUUUAAUUACUUGAUCUUCCAGGAAUUAUUGAAGGAGCUUCUGAAGGUAGAGGAAGAGGAAGAUAAGUCAUUGCAGUUGCUAAAGCUUGUGAUCUUGUACUUAUGGUUUUAGAAGCUGAUAAAGCUGAAGAUUAAAGAAGAAAACUUACUUUAGAAUUAGAUAAAAUGGGUAUUAGAUUAAAUAGAAAGAAACCUGAUGUGACAAUUACACCAAAUAAAUCAGGAAUGUAUUUAUAUUAGUAUUAUUAUUUUAGGGUUCGUAUUACAUCUACAAUAAAAUUGACAAAAGUAGAUGAAAAGUUAAUCAAAAACAUCAUGUAAGAAUAUAAAAUUCAUAAUGUUGAUAUUUUAAUUAGAGAAGAUAUUACAGUAGAUGAUUUAAUUGAUAUUAUUGAAGGAAAUAGAAAAUAUGUUAAAUGUCUUUAUGUUUUUAAUAAAAUUGAUAAAAUAUCUAUUGAAGAAGUAGAUGAAAUUGCAAGAAGGAAAGAUCAUUGUGUUAUAUCUUGUAAUUUAAAGUUAAAUUUGGAUUACUUAUUAGAAUGUAUGUGGGAAAAGCUUGACUUAGUAAGAGUUUAUACAAAAAAGAGAGGUUAAUAACCAGAUUUUUCAGAUCCGAUUGUUCUUAGUAAUGAUCGUAAUGGUUUGAUGGUUAGAAGUGUUUGUGCAUAAAUUCAUAGAGAGUUAGUUGGUGAAUUUAAAUUUGCAAUAGUUUGGGGAAGAAGUUGCAAGUAAGAUUUUUUAAUAAUAUAUUUAGGUUUAAUCCUUAAAAGGUUGGAUUGAAUCAUGUUUUAGCUGAUGAAGAUGUCCUGUAAAUUUAUAAAUCCAAAACAAAAGCUUAAUUAGCCAAAUAAAAUAAAUAACUUAAAGGUACAAAACAAGAUAGAAAAAAAGAAGAGAAAGGAGAUAAAAAUUCAAAAAAAUGAAUGUAGUGAUUG